Messenger RNA from Vicia faba (fava bean), 969 nucleotides. The record is from the annotation of a GenBank genome assembly. NCBI's taxonomy places the organism in Eukaryota, Viridiplantae, Streptophyta, Magnoliopsida, Fabales, Fabaceae.
AUGACAUCUCAAACCGAACCAAAGAAGAUCAUAAUUGAUACCGACCCUGGAAUCGAUGAUGCUAUGGCUAUAUUCCUUGCUCUGCGGUCACCAGAGAUACAAGUUAUUGGACUUACAACUAUCUACGGAAACGUUUAUACUACUCUUGCAACCAGAAAUGCCUUGCAUCUCUUAGAAGUUGCUGGAAGAACUGAUAUACCAGUUGCUGAAGGAUCUCAUGUCACAUUAACUAAAGGGACGAAACUUCGCAUUGCAGAUUUUGUUCAUGGGGCAGAUGGACUUGGCAACCAAAAUUUUCCUCCCCCAAAUGGGAAACCCAUUGAAGAAUCAGCUGCUGAAUUUUUGGUUAACCAAGCGAAAGCUAACCCUGGAAAAGUCACCGUCGUGGCGUUGGGCCCUCUUACAAAUAUUGCUUUGGCUAUACAGAUGGACCCCGAAUUUGCUAAAAACAUCGGGCAGAUCGUUCUCCUUGGUGGAUCUUUUGCAGUAAAUGGAAAUGUGAAUCCAGCUGCUGAAGCAAAUAUAUUUGGUGAUCCAGAUGCUGCUGAUGUUGUAUUCACAAGUGGCGCAGAUAUAUUGGCAGUUGGAAUAAAUGUUACUCACCAAGUCGUAUUGUCAGGUUCUGAUCGAGAAAAGUUAGCAAGUUCAAAAGGAAAAUUUGCUCAAUACCUUACCGGAAUCUUAGAGGUGUAUUUCUCUUACCAUUGUGACGCAUACAACACCAAUGGAGUUUACCUUCAUGACCCUACAGCGUUGCUUGCAGCCGUUGAUCCUUCACUCGUAACUUGCACAGAAGGUGCUGUUAGAGUCCAAACCAGUGGCAUAACAAGGGGACUUACAAUUCUCUACAAUAAACAGAAAAGGUUUGAAGAAGUCACUAAAUGGUCCAAUAUGCCAACAGUAAAAGUAGCUGUGACAGUUGAUGCUCCUAGAGUUGUGAAAUUGGUCAUGGAUCGUCUUGUGGCUUGA